Molecule: messenger RNA, 1933 nt
Organism: Pollicipes pollicipes
Lineage: Eukaryota; Metazoa; Arthropoda; Thecostraca; Pollicipedomorpha; Pollicipedidae
Product: lachesin
Exons: 7
Coding region: 156-857 (233 amino acids)
Biological process (GO): synapse organization
Cellular component (GO): neuron projection membrane
Source: RefSeq, a predicted model, not a curated record
AGAAAGCAUGAAAGUGGCGGUCGUCCGGCUUUUGAUGGUGAUUGCAAUGCGCCUUCUCCUCCCUGGUGGAGCUCCGUGUCUGGGCGUGGCGGAGACGUGGACGGGCGUGCCCCAGCCGCGGAUCAGCGAGGCCGACCUUCCCCCAGUCAACGUGGAUGUGCAGGCCGGGGGCACCUGCCUUCCUGCCGUGCCCGGCCGCUGCCUCCGGACGGGACAGCCCGGUGUGGGUUCGUCGCAAGGAUUACCACAUCCUGACAGGUGGCAAGGUCAACUACAUCACGGACAAGCGGUUCCAGGGCCUGUUCGAUCCCGACACAGCCGACUGGACUCUCCAGAUCAAAUGUGUCACCACCAGCGACAACGGAACCUACGAGUGCCAGGUGUCGUCCGGCUCCGGCUACGUGUCCCGGUUUGUGCGUUUGCACGUCUUCCAGCCGGUGGCGACAAUACCGAGCGGACCCGAGUAUCACGUACAGCAGGGCUCCACCAUACAGCUGGUCUGUGUGGUGGACAAGAGCCCCACACCGCCUAACUUCGUGUUCUGGUACCACGGCGACGUAAUGAUUAACUACGACAAGCACCGAGGCGGCAUCAGCGUGGAUACCGAGUCCAAGGAGAAGACGUUCAGCAGGCUCACCAUCACGGACGCCACGCUGGAGGACUCGGGCAACUACAGCUGCAAGCCCUCCAACACGGACCCCGCCUCCGUGCACGUGUACGUCUCACAAGGAGACAAGAUGGCCGCCAUCCAGAGGAAAACCAGCGGCGGUGCGAGCCUUCUCCGAAACGCCCGGUGCUGGCUGCUCUGUCUGGCAGCCUCAGUUAUCCGCGCCUACCCCUUCUCCGUCACCAGGUGACACGCCUGAGGGUGGCAGACCAAGAGCGGAGUGGACUGCGCCAGGACCGAGAACAGGUGCAUCGUCAGCAGAUCAGGACAGCUGGUGGCCCAGUAUUACUGGCUGGGGAUUGACAGUGGGCUCUACGUUGGUGUGCGGCACAACGACCGGUCUGGAGAACCAAAUAGUGAUCUUCCUGGCACUGACCCUGUUGGUGUGAUUGACUCUGACCUGUCGGGAAUGAUCUCAUUAGUCAAAUGGCUCGUUCUCAUCUGCGGGGUGAUGGACAUUUGAAGCAGUUUGUUCUGACCUCCCAAGCAGCGGUGCUGUAGCGUGGCACACCCCGAGUGCCCAAACAGUGGUCUCAGUUGAGUGGGUCACUGAGACCGCCUCAGCAGCGGACUCGUCGAGGGACUGCGGACGCCGUGGCUCAGUGACCGGCAGAGGCGUGAUUGCGUUGGGGCCAUCGACUGAGCCCGUGUCCGGCGCUCCUGGCUGGACAACAUUGUGCCGGCUGUGCGGCAAAGGCAUCUCGGCGUCUCCCAGCUGGGCUGGUCUGUUUCAGUGCCAUUGCUGGCACUCGCUCUGAUGUUCGAUGUUGUCCAGAUGUUGCUCGAAUCUGGCGAUGCUGGCGCCAUGCCUCUCGGGGUUAAAGUGGCGUCGCUCGGUGGAACGGAGAUUGGACACAUGUGUGCGUCGUAUGCCCACAUUCGCGCCCAUCGCACUUGGCUGGGACGCUGGCGUCCAGUGUAACCUGUUCUCAAUGUUUAUAGUGUGCAACCAAGGAAUACUCUAAUGAUUUCGGUUGGGGUAGGGAGGAAUCACCUUGGUUUUUAUGGAAGUCCUGAGGUAUGGGACAUGCCGUGGUCUGGGUUCGCGUGCUGAACGUACCUGCAUGUCCUGCUUGUUUUGUGGGCGAUGCUCCAGUUCAUGUUUCUGCACAUGUCGUCACGGCUUCGCUAUGGUGAUCGGAAGGAUCGCCAAUCGACGGCGCCCCAGUCAGUGAUGAUGUGCGGCAUUGGUCAAGCGUCGCUUCGAGUGAACUGGUGGACAUCAUAACUGCCUGCUCGAACGAGUAUGUGUCUUGAAAUGGAAUA